Cherax quadricarinatus is the source of this 3252-nucleotide messenger RNA. RefSeq lists its product as uncharacterized. Gene Ontology annotation, cellular component: plasma membrane. Gene Ontology annotation, molecular function: outward rectifier potassium channel activity; potassium ion leak channel activity. NCBI's taxonomy places the organism in Eukaryota, Metazoa, Arthropoda, Malacostraca, Decapoda, Parastacidae. The record is from RefSeq and is a predicted model, not a curated record. Gene Ontology annotation, biological process: stabilization of membrane potential; potassium ion transmembrane transport.
GCAAGGGGUCUCUCAGCCUACUAGCACUUGCGCGCGAGCGUGUUCCGUGUGUUCUACUCGGCGUUGAGCGCAUGUGGUCACAGGUACAGUGGAUCCAAACGUCACGUGUUAAGAAAAAUGUAUAUUAUAGCGAUAUAGAAAGUGACCAGAAAGAAGAGUCUAAUGUUUGUGUGUUGGAUAAGUAGAGGAGUGGAGGAGGAAGCACGUGAUGCUUGCCAGAGUGUGGCGCGUGUGUAGCGUGGAUUAUAUAAGAUGUCAGCGGUGCGUGUGGUGGUGAUGGUGUGGUCUACACCUGCCCUCACACAACACUGAAGCAACAACAACACCGGGCACUGAGGGCUACACCUGCCCUCACACAACACUGAAGCAACAACAACACCGGGCACUGAGGGCUACACCUACCCUCACACAACACUGAAGCAACAACAACACCGGGCACUGAGGGCUACACCUGCCCUCACACAACACUGAAGCAACAACAAUACCGGGCACUGAGGCUACACCUGCCCUCACACAACACUGAAGUAACAACAACACCGGGCACUGAGGGCUACACCUACCCUCACACACCAUCACUCAAGCAACAACGUUCAACGCGUCCUGGGUACCUGUCUUGCUCCUCGCUGGAAUCACUGUGACCUGACGGGAUGCCCAGUAGUGGGUGGCUGACAUCUAUCACCAGACACUUGAGUCGCACGCCCACGCUGCCCCACGCCCACGCCUGUGACCCACAAGGUGGUGGUAACAGUAUUGCCACUGUGUCCUCUCAGGAUCCCCGGGAUGGUUCCCCGUCUCACACUCCGCCAAGCCGGCCAACGACACCUUGGCGUCUGGACACUCUGGACGAGGAGAUCCAACAAGCACACAGCAGCAGCAGCACCGGACCGAACCCGGCACCGUCUACCGGCAACGGACCGAACCCGGCACCGUCUACCGGCAAUGGACCGGCCUCUAAACACUAUCAUGGUCCUCACGCAGGUGGCGUGUCAGCUGACAGCAUGAUGAACGAGUACGAUGAUGGCUCACACACUGAACCCCACACUUCCCGUCCCAUCUCGACGCUCUCUUCCCGACCGACUUCAGCAGCUUCACAGUUCAUUUCUACAGCUUCGCGUCCCUCUCCAGACACCUCGCCACGCCCUGCCUCGGCUGCCUCCCGUCUCUCUGCACCGGCGGCGCACUCGCGUAUGCGUGUCCAAAGUCAGGUCCACAACCCUGCUGCCUCCCUACCCCAGCAGGUGGGUGAGCCGCUUACUUAUGUGCCACACCCAGUGGAUGAUAACAUGGAGACACGGAGCCACCACUACCACAUCCCUGCGGUGAUCCCUCCUCUGUACGAGCGUCCCGUGGCUGCUCCCACGCCAGCCUCCACGCGGUGCAACACUCCCAUCUGGGAUGCUGACGGAGAGAAGAGAGUUAGGUUCCUCGAACCUGAGGUUGUGGGAGACAACCCAUCUCGACCUUCCAGCGUCACUUCCCAGUACUCGCAGGUUGUCAAAAACUCCACCAGGUUCGCCUUCGAGUCGGCCCAGGGCCUGACGGGGGAGGUGGUGAGCAGCCAUAACACUCGAUUCUGCAACUGUCCCUGUCACUUCAUCCCUAUGUCUCGUCGUAACGUUGGGGUGCAGGUACGACGGAACGACCCGGAGCCACCACGACGACCACGACACUACCGUCUUUUCCUCACCCCUACCACCCAAGGUCUGGACGACCUCACCUUGCCCACCAAGUCCUUCAGUUUGGUGACUCGAGCGUUACUCUCGCAGGUGGGUGUGAUGGUGCUGGUGGUGGCGUGGUGGGUGGCAGGGGCGGCGAUAUUCUCCUCUGUAGAAGGCGCAGCAGAGAGCGAGACUGUCAACAGGAUGGCCGCCCUCAGGACCGACCUAGUGCUGGGACUGGCCACCGAACUAAGACAAGUACUGCCCUACGAGGCUGUAUGGAGGAGCAAGAUAGAGCUGUACAUGGAGCGUCUAGAGCUGGCCGUCUUGGACGCUGCUAGAGCCGGCUACGCCUCCAGAGCUCCCACCUGGACCAUGUCUGGCGCUCUACUCUACUCUGCCUCUCUCACCACCCUCGUGGGUCCCAGUGGCAUGACGCUACGCACCAGCUUCAGUCGUGUCUUUGCCGUCCUCUUCUCCCUGGUCGGAGCGCCUCUCGUCCUGCUGCUAGCCAUCAGCGGAGCUUUCACCAUUCGCGAGGGAAUGGGAAAGGCGUGGGCGUGGCGCUGUGGAUAUGGUAAACAAGCAAGAAUCGCCGAUGGAAACGGUGAAGUGAUGGAAGGGCGUGCGGGGCAGUAUGGCAGCGGGCGAGGAGGUUCUGCUCUAAGUACCCUCAAUUUGGCCGGCAGACCUCAGAGUUCAACUAGUGCGGGUGUUAGCCCCGGGGCUACAGAGCCUAGUACCCACUUCACUCCUAAUGGUCCCUGGGAACGAUCCGGCUCAACAGGGCUAUCCAACAGUGCCAAAAAUAAACUUCCCAUAGGAAUGUCCGACCUUCAGCAGCAGUCCCGGGUGCCAACACUAGACUCUACUCUCGGCUCCAUCAGUGGUCUCUCCUCAACACCAAGAGAUACAGACCAAAGUAGUUCCUCGAGUGCCUCGAAUAGUGUUACUGGAACUGGUCCAAACAACUCCCAGUAUAGGACUAUAUCAAGUGAACAAGCCUUUCCCGGAGGUGUGGACCCCACAAUACAGAGACAGAGCAGAACAGGGAAUCCACAGGCAUCGAGGCGUACCCACGCGGUGCCCUGGGUGAUAUACCUUGCCCUAUUGAUUGUGUAUAUUAUUUUAGGACUGGCCAUCUUUGCCCCUAUCCAGCGAUGGAGUCUACCCUCCUCGCUCUAUAUCGUGUUCAGCACACUGCUCACCCUGGACCACGACUCCCUUGGGGAGAAGCAGCAGCUGGGGACGAGCAGAGUAAUCGUGCCCUAUGUGGUGUAUAUGUUGCUGGGGGUGGUGUUGGUAGCAACACUGGUCAUGAGCGUGUGGUCAUCACUCUGCAGCUCUCUAGUCAACACGGGAAAGUACCUCACCGUCGUCAGACCAACGCCAAGAUAACAUUGAAUUACUAUUCUCAUUUGGACAUAGAAAACUCUGAGACUAUUUUUUACAGAAUGUUUAUAUUACGUCAUUCAUCCCAGCCAUAACUCUUAUGAUAUACUGAUUUGCAAUUUUAUAACCAUGUUUACUAGUGAGGUGGGAGAGGCUGUGGCAGACAUACAAGUGGCCAGGUCAGUGGUCCUCCCUCAGCUUG